AUGGCGAUUAUAAAUAGAUUUGCAUCCAUGUUGGUGCUGGCAGCCAUCGUUCUGCUGGGCACGGUUAAUGGUCGUAUUUACCAGACAAGCGAAUCCAUCAUUUUCGAAAUCGAACGAACGACGAAUGGCGCAUUUCUCGCAAAAAACUUCCCCUUUAUUCAAUGGGAUUUCAUGCCAAUCAAAUCUUUCCUGAAUGGCGGUGUUGUCCCUAACUGGCAAAUCCCCUUGGUUGAGCCGACCCCACAAGUUAAUUCGCACAGCAUCGGUCUGCCUCCGCAACAUGGGCCGACUUUUUACAGCUGGUUGCACUAUCCGUUCGUGUACGGUGGAGCCUAUCCUGUUCCGACAAUCGGUUCUAGAACUGAUCCGGCACUAAAACAAGAAUCCAAACAGAACAUUCCUUGUGGCGCUGGACCUGCUAGGGUUCGCAUUGUCAAUGGCCAGGAAGCUGCUGCGAACUCUUGGCCUUUCAUGGUAGCAUUCACGACGCCUGAUGGUACUGAUGUCAGUUGCGGUGGAUCUUUAAUUUCGGAAACCAAAAUUCUGACAGUGGCCCAUUGUUUCGAACAAUUGUCCAUGUAUCAGGUGUCGCAAAUGGUGGUCAAACUCGGAAUGCACAAGCGUAGAGAGAGUGCAGAAUCGCCGGAUGAUGCGCAGAUGACGAGAAGAAUCGGCCGCCUGGCAAUCCAUAAAGCCUUCAACGCCAAAACAUAUUACAACGAUAUCGCCGUUGUCACAAUGGACACGGCCGUCGCUUUCUCGAAAUCCAUUUCGCCCGUUUGCUUGGCACCUGUAAAUGGUGAACUCGAUGUCUACGCCGGAGAAACUGCCACCAUCAUGGGAUGGGGAACGGAAGCACUCGGGGGUACUAGCCCGGCCAACUUAAAGGAAGCUACCGUUACGAUCAUAACGAACGAGGACUGCAGGACAACCUUUACAGACCCUGGUGCAAUUCCUAACCACAUGCUGUGUGCCAGUACCACUGACGCCGAUUCGUGCCAACAUGACGGUGGCGGUCCGCUCGUCGUGAAAACUGAAGACGGUUUAUGGACGCAAGCUGGCAUCGUCAGUUGGGGAGAAGGAUGCGCGGAUCCCGCUUUCCCUGCCGCUGUUUACACGCGUGUGAAUUGGCUAAGAGGCUGGAUUAACGGAAACCUGAGGAAUUGAUAGGCGUCGUUAUUUAUGUACAUCGUCACGCGUUCCAAAGGCUACGACCACGAACCGGAACAAAUGGCAUACGUUUUUGCAGGACAAACCGGAAGAUUUAAAAUAAAUACAAAUCAUAAAUUAUUGCUAUAUAAAGCAACGAGUGAUUUUUGAAAAGUAGAUUUUUCAUGUGCCUGUC
Daphnia carinata is the source of this 1345-nucleotide messenger RNA. RefSeq names its product chymotrypsinogen A-like. Lineage: Eukaryota; Metazoa; Arthropoda; Branchiopoda; Diplostraca; Daphniidae. The record is from RefSeq and is a predicted model, not a curated record. Gene Ontology annotation, biological process: proteolysis. Gene Ontology annotation, molecular function: serine-type endopeptidase activity. The coding region runs from base 1 to 1167 and encodes 388 amino acids. The transcript is spliced from 8 exons.